This is a messenger RNA of Labrus mixtus (cuckoo wrasse), 1967 nucleotides long. RefSeq names its product neurexin-3a-like. The transcript is spliced from 5 exons. The record is from RefSeq and is a predicted model, not a curated record. NCBI's taxonomy places the organism in Eukaryota, Metazoa, Chordata, Actinopteri, Labriformes, Labridae. Bases 735 to 1601 code for a protein of 288 amino acids.
UGAGCCUGUGCGUGUGUGUGUGUGUGUCUGUGUGUGCGCCUCUUGCCUGCAGCCGCUGCAAGUCGCACCGAGCCAACAGCGGCUUUUUGUGCGCAUGAUGCACCGUGCUCGACGCACCUGUGAGGGACCAUAAACCCAACCCCGGUACCGCCUGGUGCCCUCCUCCCCUCGCCGCUCCACACCAACACCAGCACCAGCACCGGACACACUGCUGCUUCUACCCGAAGACUGGAAUUUAAAAAAAACUGCGGCUCUGUGGAGUUUACGGCUGGAUUUUUUUUGCACUUGGAUACUCUUGGUGUUCUGUUUAUCUAAGUGAUGGAACUGAGGCCGACCUGUGGAUCCCUCGUCAGCUCCAUGUCACAGUGGAAAACAUGAAGGAGGAACAUCAGCUGGCCCUGAUAGCCAGAGAAGUUAAUUCCAUCAGACUGUACACCAUGAGUUCUGAUUGCAUAAAAUCUAAAGUGUAAAAAAAUAUAUAUAUUCCCAUAUAUCAUCUCCUCAACCCGAAGGAGGAAAACCACAACUCCUGCUGGACAACUCAUUAAUGUGUUUGACUAUAAGACUGUUAAUGACAACGACUGUUCUCUUGCUUCUGCCCUUUUCCCUUCAAAAACAUAUUUUUAUAACAAAUAUAUAUGUCUGCACUCAGUGUGGAUAAAACUGUGGAUCUCUAAAGAAUCCAUCCAAGCACAACACAAUUCAAUUUGAUUGGAUUAAUAUUUUUUGCAGCCAUGGAUCUUAUUGGUUUUUCUAUCAGGCUGCAGGUGUUCCUCAGUACAUGUCUGGGACUGGAGUUUUUAGGGACACCAGGUCAGUGGGCACGCUACCUCCGCUGGGACGCCAGCACCCGCGGCGACCUUAGCUUCCAAUUCAAGACAGACGCGUCCGAAGCGCUGCUGCUGUACUUUGACGACGGAGGCUACUGUGACUUUCUGCAGCUGGCGGUGGUGGAGGGUCGACUGCAGCUGCGCUUCAGCAUCGACUGCGCUGAGACCACAGUGGUGUCCGAUAGACGGGUGGAUGAUGGCAGUUGGCACUUUGCCACCCUGAGCAGGUAUAACCUGCGCACGGUGAUGAUACUGGACGGCCAGGUCAAAGCAGACGAGGUGCGACCUCAACGUCUGUUCAUGAAAAUCAUCAGUGACCUGUUCCUUGGUGGAGUGCCUCAGGACAUCCACAGCGCAGCGCUCACACUGCCCACAGUGCGAAACAUGCAGCCCUUCAAGGGCUCAAUCACAGACCUCAAAUAUGGCGUCUCACAGCCACUCUUCCUGGGAAGCCUUAAGGUGCCCCUGGAGUCAGAGGGAUGGUGCACGGUGAACCCGUGUGAAAACGGCGGGACAUGCUCAGUGGUGGACGGAGAGCCGGUGUGUGACUGCUCCAAAACAGAGUACAAGGGCCGCUUCUGCAGCGAAGGGGUCAACAACAAUAUGCCAGGCCUUGCACACAUGAUGGCAGAACAAGCUAAAAGCAAAGGUACAGCUUUUUCCCAAUCUUUCCUUUUCCGCCUGUAUGAAAAGCGCCGCUUGCUCUGUGAGUGUUUGAGAGCUCUAAUGUGUUUGCUUGUCAGUGUCUCUUUUGUAAUGCUUUCUCACUGAGGGUGCUUGGAUUAAGCGAGUAAUUAAGCCAACCUUAAUUGAAGGAGAAAGGAAAAAGAGAGAGUGUCUGGCUUUGUGUUUUCUUGCCGUGAGUGUGCGUGUGCGAGCGCGUGUGUGUAGACUGUAUCAAAGCGCUGUAUGCAAACACACUGUGAGACAGUUUUGUGAUGCAAAGUGAACAACAGUCACUGUGGAUCAGUUUUCAAAAGAACAAGCGUCGCCUUUUUCCUCAGUAAACCAGCGCUUUUACUCGUUGCUGACGUCUGCAUAAGCUGACUUCAAAUGAGGACGUUUAUAAUUCCUUCUUACGGCUGCCUGAUGGUAAUAUUUACAGGACGGAGGCAUUGUCUUAAACUUUAACUCCAU